AUGAUUAUUCCUAAGGCUGACAGAAGACAAAUUUUCAUGGCAUUAUUCAAGGAUGGUGUCUUAACUGCAAAGAAAGACUACGAGAUCCAACAUGAUGAAAUCCCAACCAAGAAUUUAUAUGUCAUCAAGGCUAUGCAAUCCUUAACUUCUAAGGGUUUCGUUAAGACUCAAUUCUCAUGGCAAUACUACUACUACACCUUAACCGAUGAAGGUCUUGAAUUCUUGAGAGAAUUCUUAGGUGUCCCAGAAGGUAUUGUUCCACAAACUUUAAUGGAACAACCAAUUCCACAAAGAGAACAACCAAGAAGAGAAGGUGGUAGAAGAUUCGGUGGUAACAACGAAUACAGAAAGAGAAACAGAGACUAA
Pichia kudriavzevii is the source of this 366-nucleotide messenger RNA. RefSeq lists its product as uncharacterized. Lineage: Eukaryota; Fungi; Ascomycota; Pichiomycetes; Pichiales; Pichiaceae. Gene Ontology annotation, molecular function: structural constituent of ribosome; RNA binding. Gene Ontology annotation, cellular component: cytosolic small ribosomal subunit. The record is from RefSeq and is a predicted model, not a curated record. The coding region runs from base 1 to 366 and encodes 121 amino acids. The transcript is spliced from 2 exons.